ACAGUGACACUGUGCAACUCCCAUAGGGACUCUUAUUACAUACUAUCUACUUGGCUGAUAUCCAAGAGGUGUCACUGUAUUAUUUUUGAUGUAGAUCAGUUGAUCUGGGAAUAUCAGGUCAACAGAGCCACAUGACCAUGGGUACUGUGACAGGAUGAUGAGCAAUUUGUUGCACUUACAGUCCCAAAUGCUCAUUUCGACAAAAACAUG
Messenger RNA from Geodia barretti, 210 nucleotides. The record is from the annotation of a GenBank genome assembly. Lineage: Eukaryota; Metazoa; Porifera; Demospongiae; Tetractinellida; Geodiidae.